CUGUUUCCUCUUCCCCCUCCCUCCCUCACUAUGCUGAACAAAAUUCAUCCCUUGCAAAACCGUUGGGGGCUGUGGUACUUGAAAGCUGAUCGUCAAAAGAACUGGGAAGAGUGCUUGAGACUUGUAACAGUUUUCGAAAGUGUCGAAGAUUUUUGGGCAUUAUACAACAACAUCCAGUCAGCUUCUGGUUUAAAUUAUGGAAGCGAUUACUAUUUGUUUAAAGAGGGAAUCAAGCCGAUGUGGGAAGAUGAAAUAAAUGUAAAAGGUGGUCGGUGGUUGGUGGUUGUUGAUAAACAAAAACGUUCACAACUGCUUGAUCGUUACUGGCUUGAAUUAGUGUUAGCAAUGAUUGGCGAGCAGUUUGAAGAUUAUGGCGAUCAUAUAUGUGGGGCAGUGCUUAAUGUUCGCCAAAAAGGUGACAAGGUUUCUUUAUGGACAAGGGACUCCAUGAACGACAAAGUUAACACGAGAAUUGGAGAGAUUUUGAAGACAAAAUUGGACAUUCCAGACACAGAGCCAAUUAGAUAUGAAGUGCAUAAGGACUAUUCUUCGCGGACAGGAUCAAUGGUCAAACCAAGAAUUGUUCUUCCACAAAAAGAAAGAUAA
Enterobius vermicularis (human pinworm) is the source of this 606-nucleotide messenger RNA. Lineage: Eukaryota; Metazoa; Nematoda; Chromadorea; Rhabditida; Oxyuridae. The record is from the annotation of a GenBank genome assembly.